Catharus ustulatus (Swainson's thrush) is the source of this 1540-nucleotide messenger RNA. RefSeq names its product adenylate kinase 2 (gene AK2). Gene Ontology annotation, biological process: ADP biosynthetic process. The record is from RefSeq and is a predicted model, not a curated record. Gene Ontology annotation, molecular function: ATP binding; AMP kinase activity. The transcript has 6 exons. Bases 13 to 753 code for a protein of 246 amino acids. Gene Ontology annotation, cellular component: mitochondrion; cytoplasm. NCBI's taxonomy places the organism in Eukaryota, Metazoa, Chordata, Aves, Passeriformes, Turdidae.
UCGGUGGCGGCCAUGGCUCCGAGCGCGCAGGCCGGGGGUGGCCGCGGGCAGGCCCCGGCCGCGGGGAUCCGCCACGGCAUCCGCGCCGUGCUGCUGGGCCCGCCCGGAGCCGGCAAGGGCACGCAGGCCCCGAAGCUGGCCGAGACUUACUGCGUGUGCCACUUGGCUACCGGCGACAUGCUGCGGGCCAUGGUGGCCUCGGGCUCCGAGCUGGGCAAGCGGCUCAAGGAGACGAUGGAUUCGGGGAAGCUGGUGAGUGAUGAGAUGGUGGUGGAGCUGAUUGAGAACAACCUGGACUCCCCUCCCUGCAAGAACGGGUUCCUCCUGGACGGCUUCCCUCGCACGGUGAAACAGGCAGAGAUGCUGGAUGAGCUCCUGGAGAAAAGGAGAGAGAAGCUCGACUCUGUCAUUGAAUUCAGCAUCCCUGACUCCUUGCUGAUCCGGAGGAUCACUGGACGGCUGAUUCACCCAGCGAGUGGCCGCUCGUAUCACGAGGAGUUCAGACCCCCGAAAGAGCCCAUGAAGGACGAUGUCACUGGAGAGCCCCUGAUCCGCCGCUCGGACGAUAACGAAACGGCGCUGAAAACCCGGCUGAAGUCUUACCACACCCAGACCUCCCCCCUGGUGUCCUACUACAGCAAGAGAGGGAUCCAUACAGCCGUGGAUGCCUCCCAGUCUCCUGAUGUGGUGUUUGCCAGCAUCCUGGCAGCCUUCACAAAAGCAACAUGUAAAGACCUGGUUAUGUUCAUUUAAAGCUCCGUCCCAGGACGGGGCUCUACUUUUUUUUUUUCCUCUCUUUCUUUCUCUCUGUCUCUGUCUCUCUGGGGCUAAGGAGGGUGAAGAGCUGAGCAGAGUAGAAGGGGAAAGGGAAGAGGUGAUGCAGCCCAAGGCAGGGCUGUGCUAAUUCUCUAAUUUAAUUAAAGGAGCUGUUAACGGUCUCGAUGUCGCUACAAGUGAACUCGGUCUGUGUGUGGAUUUUGGGAUUUUGGCCUCUAGAGGCCGCAGCGAGCCCAGGCUCCAGCUGCCCAAAAUGGGCUCUGCACUCCUUUGGCUCAAAAAGCCUUUGUUUCGUCCUAGAAAUGCACCUCCUUGGAAGGAACUGUAUUUCCAUCUCCUCCUGGCUAUGCCACAGAGAAGGAGAAGGUUGGGGAUGUGGGGGAAGGAUUUCACAGGAGAUGUGAAGCUGCAGGAUUGAAACCUGGGGUUGCUCUGUCUGCUUGGGGCUGGGUGACAAUGUGUUCUCCUUCUGUGUUUUAUUCCCUGUGGGGUGACAGGUUCCUGAUCUGAUGGCACUUAGGGGGGUGGGGGGUUCCAACCUUUAUUUAUAGCAAAUUAGUGAGAUGCUUCUUGCUCUUUUUAAUGUGAAAUCCGUGGUCAGAGUGUGACAGUGUGGCAGGCUGGGAUGUCCUGAGGAUAAGAAAAGGACUUGGGUUUCAUCUCGUUGCUCUUGCCUUGGUUUUGACCAAGGAGAGGAAGAUGCAUUGAGCUUCUCCUGAUCCCAAAGUCUAAAUAUAAUAAAGCCUUAUUGCAAAACAAAUGA